Molecule: messenger RNA, 2807 nt
Organism: Nothobranchius furzeri (turquoise killifish)
Lineage: Eukaryota; Metazoa; Chordata; Actinopteri; Cyprinodontiformes; Nothobranchiidae
Source: RefSeq, a predicted model, not a curated record
AUGACUCGAGAGCAGUACAGAAACAGCCACUAUAAUACUAGACAAGUUGCCAUCAAGUACCAUUGUGAGUACCUCUGGGAUCCCAGACUGAAUCUGCAGGACCUCGGCUCUCUCAUUUUAGGACUAAAGACGGAGACCUUGCUGACCUUCACCUCUGACAAACUGCUGUCGGUCCUGAAGGCCCUGUCCAAAAACAAACAGGCCAGCUGUCAGAAGGGCCUCCGUCCACCAGAAGCAAACGCCAUCGCCACCAAACUCUGGGGUUUUCCAGAAGUUGUCAACUGGUUGAACGAUGUGGCGCCAUUGCUCAGUUGCACCCCCCUGCUCAGCGUCUUGCCCAGGAUUCACCUACUUGCCUUAAACGCCUCCAACACAACCAGAGAACCCUGGAACACACAACAGGCUGAGGCUAUUUUCAAUUAUCUGUUCAGCAGUAAUCCAAAUCUAGUCAAACAAAAUUUCCUGAGUUUGGGAUCUCUGGGCCAGGGUGUGAGCUGUAAGGUCUUACAGGACCGCUUUCGGGCUGAUCCAACACCCUCUUCAGCCACGAACAUCCUGGCUAUCCUCAGGCAGCAGCCUCGCCUUCUUCACACCGCACUGAAAAACUGCGUGAUCGAGGGCCUGUAUCCGUUUGACUUUUUCACUCAGCUGCUUCAGGACUUUGGGGUUGAAAUAGCGUUGUCCAUGUCGAUGAGCACGUUUAGUAAGUUUUCUCCAGGCAUGAUGGACACUCUGAGGAAAAUGAUUGUUGAAAAACCGAGCUACUUCCUCGUGUGGCCUGCAACAAAACAGCUCCUUCUGGUGGACAGGAUGUUACAGACACUUGGGAUGUACACGGGUAUGUUUACGAAGGAGGAGUUCCUUUCACUGGGCGUUAUGGCCUCAUUUGUGGCCGAUGAAGUUUUCAUUCAGGUGGACCGAAGCUUCUUUAUUCAAAAUCUGCAUUACAUUAAAUCGCUCUGCUACAGCAGCAGCAAGAUGGACAUUGUGUCUCGCAUCCUUCAAGAACCUGCUGUUUUUGGUUCUGUGAAGAACUGGACCCAGGUGACUCUGAGUCAGGUGGAGCGGUUUGUCUUCUUUCUGCCUGUCAAUGUGCUUCAAGAUAUUCCACUGCCACUGAUGACUGUGGGGCAAAUAGAGAAGCUGUUCAUGAGCCAGCGUCAGUGGGAAGGUGGAGUCGUGGGAACCUUCUGUUCAGACCAGAAUGACAGGGCGGCCAUCUUUUCUAAACAGCAGUUUGUUCUGCAGUUCUUCCUGGGUUUCCUCACAAUGAGCACCACAUCAUUGGCUCCUAAGGUUCCGACCUGCGAGAUUCUGCGUACGACAGCUCCGUCCGCCUGGACAUCCGGCAGCCUCAGCAGCAUGCCCACCUCUGCUUUCAUCAACUGUCUGGAGCUGAUGGGCUUGGACUCAUUCAUGGCGAGCUACCAGCGCAGUGAGGUUCUCAAGAGGGUCAAAAAGAUAUUCGGCCCCGUUUCGUCCUUUCCCCCGUCUCUGAUCACUCAGCUUGGUGGGAUAGCAACAGCGCUGACAGCAGAUGAGCUGAGUACUCUCCAACUGACGGAUGUAAGGAGCAUCAGUUCUUUGGGGGCUGUUUCUAACUGGACAAGCAAACAGCUGACUGCCCUGUUUACCACCGUGUUAAAUGCCACCAAGAAGAGUGCAAGCCAGCUGGACUCUAGCACCCUGGUGGCAAUGGGAUACAUCGUGUGUGGAGCGAAAACCACAGAUAUCAAUUCUUUUAAUAAUGUAGAGUUUAGUAAGGCGGUACUCUAUCUGGGUCAGCUGAAGCUGCCUUGCUCAGAGGACCAGAUGCUGGCUCUGAAUGCGUUGCUCACCAACCCUCUUGCUUUUGGACUCAUAAGUUCGUGGGACACAGAUGUGUUCAUUGAGAUUGGAGUUCUGGCAGCUGGUCUCCCAGAUAUGGCCAUGUCAGCUUUAGUGAAAGUGCAGAUUGAUGGAAUCUCUCCUGCAGCUAUUUCAAUGAUACUGCCUGGCAAGUUUGCAGUGGUGUUUGACCAGAAACAGAUCAGCUUGUUCUCCUAUGAGCAAGCUGUGGCAGUAACACCACAGCAGAUUGCUCUGAUGUCUGAUGCUCAGAAGGCUGCUCUAGCUGUGGUGUUGACUCCAUGGUAUGGCAAGCCUACAGGCCCUGGAGUGAGGUCACUGGGGUCAUCGCUGAGCCACAGUCCUCUGGGUCUCAUGCUGGGGCUGCUGAUCCUGCUGACUCUCCAGUUCUGCCCUGACAGAUGAACCCAUCCAUCCAGCUGUAUCAGGAGGUCUCCUCAUUCACACACUUUUGAUUUCUCUGUGCAAUUCAAUGCAGGACUCUCUGAAAUUCAAAACCCUUCGGGUCUUGUGUAUUAUACAUAAUGAUUCUGUGUUUAAGUACUAAUGUAUAUACUGAUAUUAUAACGUUUUUUAAAACAGCUUCUGUUGCAAAGCUUAUUGUGAAGUAUUUGUCAAAACUGUGUUUCGGGAUAUUAAUUACCAUCUAAAUAGACCAUGUUCUAUAAAAAGACAGAUUAUAUUGACACUGAGUCACGUUAUUCUGUUUUUGCUGUGAGUUUUGUAUUGUUGUGCAAACUUUACUAAAAUCAAUUCAUCUAUCUGCUUUAAUUGACUCAGUGAAACAUUAACCCUGCACAAUAAAAACGUGAACAGAGCUUUACUUUCUGGUUUUUAUUUAUUUAUUUAUUGAAAUUUUUUUUGUAUUUUAUUCAAUGCAACAUUGGUUUAUAUCAAUGGAAGCAGGCCUGCUAACUCAUGCAUUUAGCAUAUUUGGCUGUUUUCACACACUUUCAUGC